AUGUCCAUCUACGUUGUCACGACAACCGAAGGAGGGCAUGUCGGAGACUGCGAUAGUCCAAAGUUUCGCAAAAAGCGUGGCGUUUCGGGACAUAUGAUGUCUGUGCAACAGACGGGAAGGGAAGGCAUAGAGCUAAAGACCGAGUCCCGAUGCGAAAUACCUCGCAUGGUUGGAAAGGUAAUAUUUUUUCCAAUUGAGUAA
Messenger RNA from Protopolystoma xenopodis, 201 nucleotides. Lineage: Eukaryota; Metazoa; Platyhelminthes; Monogenea; Polystomatidea; Polystomatidae. The record is from the annotation of a GenBank genome assembly.